Messenger RNA from Sabethes cyaneus, 1940 nucleotides. Its product is annotated as UDP-glycosyltransferase UGT5-like. NCBI's taxonomy places the organism in Eukaryota, Metazoa, Arthropoda, Insecta, Diptera, Culicidae. The transcript has 3 exons. The record is from RefSeq and is a predicted model, not a curated record. Bases 65 to 1633 code for a protein of 522 amino acids. Gene Ontology annotation, molecular function: UDP-glycosyltransferase activity.
GUUACCAGCGAAUUAUUGAUUAGCGAAUAGUGCUUAGUGUGUUUAUUGAAUUAGUGGGUUGAUAAUGAAAAUGCAAAAGGUACUUUUCGUACUGUUUCUGGCCUGUAUGGCUUGGAAACCGGCACACUCCUCGCGCAUUCUGGCAGUGUUUGCCUUUCCCGGUAGAAGUCAUUGGAUGAUGAUAGAUGCGAUAUUGAACGAACUGCUGGAUCGCGGCCACCAGGUUACCUGCAUCGCCAACUAUCCCCUAUCGAGGGGACAGCACGAAAACUAUACGGAUAUUCGGAUAACUCCAAUCUAUGACUUUUGGAAGAAAUCGGUGCGGGUAGAGUCACUGUUCGAUCUAACUGAGAUCUCCAUCCACCGGAUGCUGGUGGACUUUUUGUAUAGUCUUGGAUUGGAAACGGCCGAACACGGCUUUACGAGGGACAAUGUAAAGGAUUUUAUUGUCAACGAUCACAGCGAGUUCGAUUUGAUUUUAGCCGAACAAUUCUACCAGGAGGCUUAUCUAAUGCUAGCUCACAAAUAUAAGGCAUCGAUCGUUACUGUUGGAACUUUUGGUUUCGCCCAGUACAUGGGCCCCAUGAUGGGAAUGAUGAAUAUGUGGUCCCAUGUGCCGCACGAGUUUCUGCCGUACACAGAUAAUAUGUCAUUUUUCCAACGAAUGUACAACUCCAUGGUGAGUUACUAUGAGCUGGUUAUGAGGUCCGUAUAUUAUAUGCCCAAGCAGGAAGCCAUGGCUAAAACACAUUUUGCCCAUCUGCAAGGGCCACUUCCGAAGAUAGCCGACCUGGAACGUCAAGUUUCAGUUAUCUUACUGAACAGCCAUGCCCCACUCACGACGACUCGGCCGAAAGUUCCUGGUCUUGUGCAGGUUGGCGGAUUGCAUAUCAAAGAACCGAAACCGCUUCCUGAUGAUCUUCGUAAGUUUCUGGACGGAGCUAAACACGGAGCGAUCUACUUUAGUUUGGGUACCAAUCUGCGAAGUGCUGAUAUGCCCGAAGAUAAAUUGCUAGCAAUUUUGUCGGUAUUUCGUUCAAUGAAGCAACGGGUCGUGUGGAAAUUCGAGAGUGAUUCCAUUAAAGACUUGCCACCGAACGUGAUGGUUAAAAGUUGGUUACCACAGAGUGAUAUUUUAGCUCAUCCUAGCGUGAAAGUUUUCAUAACCCACGGCGGAUUGUUAGGCACUCAAGAGGGUGUCUAUCGAGCCGUUCCGAUGCUCGGAAUACCUAUUUAUUGUGAUCAACAUUUGAACAUGAACAAAGCCGUUCUUGGAGGGUACGCAGUAAAAUUAUAUUUCCCUAAUAUUACGGAAACCUCAUUCCGGUGGGCACUCAACGAACUGUUGUAUAAACCGGAGUACAAGCGAAACAUGGACACAGUCUCGUCGGUGUUCCGGGAUCGGCCCGUUUCGGCCCUGCAGGAAGCCGCCUAUUGGGUCGAGUACGUUAUCAGACAUAAAGGCGCACCUCAACUGCGCUCGGCAGGGCUCGAUCUGCCGUGGUUUAGUUUUGCCCUGCUGGAUGUCGUCGGCGUGGGCCUACUCGUGCUGAUACUGGUUGGCUGGAUGCUUGCAAAAUGCCUGCGACAUGUUGCGGGGCGACCGUCGAGUGGAAAACGGAAACUACAAUGACGUGCAGUAGAGAUUUGUAUGGUACGAUUAGUAACAAUAUUUUAAUGAAAGUAUGUACUACACGAACCUGAGGAUAUUGCAUAGCAGUAGCAUAUAAAAAUUGACAUUAUUAGGAAUUAACAUGUGUUUCGAUAGAUUUUCAUUUGAAUUGAACAUAGUGCCUUCUGAAGAGAUACUAAGCAUAAUUAGUAUAUUAUGCUUUGCUUUAUACUACGCCUAUUUGUAAACCUCGGAUAACGGUAGUGACAGGAAUCUAGCUGUAUCCGUACUGUAUAAAUAUGGAGAUAUCAAAUUCGUAUAAUACCAA